This is a messenger RNA of Drosophila santomea, 383 nucleotides long. RefSeq lists its product as uncharacterized. The transcript has a single exon. The coding region runs from base 132 to 278 and encodes 48 amino acids. Lineage: Eukaryota; Metazoa; Arthropoda; Insecta; Diptera; Drosophilidae. The record is from RefSeq and is a predicted model, not a curated record.
UUAAAACAGAACCCAUUGAAAACGUAAUGGAAAAGCAUUUGCAAGGCUAAUGACACUUGCCCCAAUAAUCAAGGGUUUCGAUAGCUUUUGCGUUUUAGUGGCAGUCUGAAGCGAAGUUCGGCGGACGAGACAUGACGUUGAUACUACUGGCCGCCCUGUCGAGCAUCUACACCGGGAUGUUUAACUACGUGAAGGCCAAAUUCCCGUUCGUAAUCGAGGCCUCCAUGGUGACCCUGUGCUUUGGCUCCAUCGUGGGUCGAUUCUGCAUAAUGGUUUAGGAGAAAAGUGAGCAGACUCGAGACUGUGCGAAUCGGAGGAACUUUAUAUUUAUAUGAAUGUGUCUUGUGGCCUAAUGUGAAUACAACUAAAAACUUAAACCUAAA